This is a messenger RNA of Monomorium pharaonis (pharaoh ant), 14913 nucleotides long. RefSeq names its product histone-lysine N-methyltransferase trithorax (gene trx). Gene Ontology annotation, cellular component: histone methyltransferase complex; nucleus. The coding region runs from base 249 to 10553 and encodes 3434 amino acids. Gene Ontology annotation, biological process: positive regulation of DNA-templated transcription. Gene Ontology annotation, molecular function: DNA-binding transcription factor activity; protein binding; histone H3K4 methyltransferase activity. The transcript has 10 exons. The record is from RefSeq and is a predicted model, not a curated record. Lineage: Eukaryota; Metazoa; Arthropoda; Insecta; Hymenoptera; Formicidae.
GGCCGAGCGGCCCCGGUGUCCGUGCCGUGCGCGCUUACUCCGCUAGUCCGCUGUGUAUUCGCGCGUGUAUGUAUGCACGCGCACGCGCGCGCGCGCGUAUAUCAGUGCGGAGAGCGUACGUCGGUGUAUACGCGAGUGUACGCGAGAGAGUCGGUGCGCCUCUCGGCCGUCCGUGGGCACAAAUCGCGAGUAAAAUGGAAGCGGAAUUUCGCUGCGAGGUCGAGGUCCGUCGUUGAAAACAGGUGAACAUGGGAAGGUCCAAGUUUCCCGGGAAGCCGCCGAAGACGGCCACCAGGAAACGGAUCAAGGUGCUGGGCCAGCCUGAGGCAGCGCAGAACGAUCCGGUAACUGUCGCCGAGAACAUCUACUACGGACUUUCCCUGUUCAACAAAACAUUCGGCGACAACGAGAAGGAACAUCCACCAUUCCACGGAUUUAGCACUAAAGAGGCUAAUCUUUCUGCAUCUUACAUAAAAACCCAACAGCAACACGAUGCAGAGAAGACCAGCGAUAAAUUGCAGUGUGUCACAGUCGAAAAUCUUGCACCACAGUCCAGCACGACGAAGAAGGAUGUUACUGUUGUUAAAAAUUCCCCUACAGACAUCGAAAACAGCACAGAGAAGUUUAUCUCCGACACAAAUUCAAAACCAGUCAAAAAUAUCACAGAAUCAGUUACUACAAACUCGAACACUAAACAUAUUCCAAAGAUUCACAGAGCUAAAAAUCGUAAGAAUUGUAAAAACAUUAAAUUUCCGAAUUAUUUGAAGAACCCGGUGCUAAAAUCAGUGAACAACAUCUUGGAUCAGCAUCAGAGAACCAGACAGUUACGUAACAGUACUGCAAAAAGAUUACUUCAAAGGGCGAAAUCUAAUGGAAGUAAUACACGUAAUUUGGUGGUGCAAUCCGGAGAGAAGCCUAGCACAGUGAGAAAAUUUGUUUUACCUGUUCGUAGCGUGCAUUCGUCGAGAGUUAUAAAGCCAAAUAAAAGAUUUAUCGAGGAAUUGGAAGAAGUUUCUAAUACGGAGCAUAGCGAAAACGAAAUUGGUGUACAUGUCAAAAGGACUAAAUUAAAUUCAGAUAAGCUUAGCAACUCGGAAUCAAAAUUGAAGGAGGAUGCAGUUAAUAAGUUAUGUACAAAAUUUAAAGAUAAAGAUGCGAGGAACAAGCCAAAAAGAGUGAUUCAGAGUGUAGACGGCAAUGUCGAAAUUAUAAGUCGGCCGGUAAAAAAUACGGAGAAAUCAGCAAAUUCUAUACAAAACGCACAAAUAUCAAAACCCACUCUUAGAGAAGUAAAGAAAUCUCAUACUAUAUCGUGUAAAACUAAAGUAUCAAACAGCACAUUUGACAGCUCUAAUUAUAAUCAAGAAUGCUCGCAAAACUCGAGCAAGACGGCACAAACUGUGAAAUCAAUUAUUCCCAGAAAUCAGAAACAGAUUUCUAUUCCUACAAAAGUUCUUCCCGAUUCCAAUGUUCCACACUUCGAGUCUUCCAGAGUUCAGACGAGAUCAGGAACUCAAAAUGAAGUAGCAAGCGAUUCAAGUAAUCAGGCGAGCUUUGAGAGUGGUGCAGGAUUUACGGAAAGUGGCUGUGCAGAAACUGAGGUUCAAGCACCUGAAAGUGGCAAUAAGACUGUCGUUAGUACAUUGAACAAUUUUGAGACAGAAAACAAUUUAUCUGAAAGCGAAAGCGAGCACAGUAAUCACUCAGAAAACGAGCAAUCUGAAUUUAGCGGAAUGAAACUCAAUGGUGGAAAAGUUAUAUUAAGAAAAGCAAGAUUAAAAUUGGAUAACAAGGGCUUAGCUGGAACAGAAGGACCAUUUUCAACGACGAGCACCAGUAACGCUAUGGGAGGAAGCACUAAUUUAGGAUUAACAGGAACUAUAAAAUGCGGUGUUUGCGGCGCAGUGCGAUUUUAUCGAUUCGUGAAACAGGCGCGCAAGUUUGGCAUUCACAGUUGCGAAUCUUGCCGAAAAUUUAUAAGCAAAAUGAUCAAACAUCAAGCUUGCGCUAAAUCGUCAAACAAUGUUCUUCCUAUCCUUCAGUGUCAUAAAGGCGACGGCCUGUGUUUAGUUCCGCCCGUUGUGAGGAGUCAACAAUGGAAUCUCAUGAGAUGCGUUUAUAAAGCCAGAUGCCCGGCGUGUUGGUUGAAAAUGUGUUUGAAAUGCUAUAACAUUCCACCCGCCUUGAGGACAGGUUUAAACGCGUUGUUACCACCAUUGAUGAGAGACCCCUUAAGCAUUACUUUGCCACUCGGUCAAGACGAAGAUGGCCAAGGGCAAAAGUUGGGUUCGUCUAAACUAAGCUGGCCUGCGGAAGACAGCUCAGAAAGAAAUUUGUUCAAGUCUGCCAUGAGUUGGAAAAAUUUUGAAAUGGGUCAGAAGACGAGUUGUCAGGGUACAGCAGGCUUUCUCUAUACAAAAAUUGACAAAUUCGAUUCCUCGAUGAGUAUAUCACCUAACAAAAAACGGAGGAAAAAUAAUAGAAUUAAAGUAAGAAAGAAAAUUAAAAGUCCAGUGUUAGUCUCUCCGACCAGUAACCAACAUUCGCAACCUCUUCGACAAAGACUCGAGUUGAAAGGCCCGAGGGUUAAGCACGUUUGUCGAAGUGCCAGUGUCGCACUUGGGCAACCCAUUGCAACGUUUCCCACUGCAGAUGCGAAAGAAGACAACGAAGCCAGCAAAAACAUUCCAAAGACGGUGAAAGAAACCGAGAGAGUGGAGAAGAGGGACGAUGUUACGAAAGAGAAGGAAAUACAGAAGCAUAAUGAAGAUAAUUUAAAUCUUAACGUUAAUACGGUACAACAAUCUCAUUCGAGAAGAGGAAAACCGCAACAGAAUGUGUCAACGUCGCAUUUUCCAGUGGUAUCUAAGGCAACUAUGGAUCCCAUACAUACAGUUUCCAUAGAUUUCUGGGAGCAAUACGAUCCUUCUGAAGUCGGAGCGAAGGGGUUUGCUCUUAUUGGUUCUGAGCUAUUUCACAUACCUGCUAUUUGCUAUCUUUGCGGAAGCGCUGGUAAAGAGCCGCUGAUCCACUGUCAAUGCUGUUGCGAGCCAUACCAUGCCUUCUGUUUGGAACCCAGUGAAUGGAAUGCUUGUGCACAGCCAAACUGGUGUUGUCCUCGGUGUACGAUAUGUCAGUCCUGCCAUCUCAGAUCCGGCCCGAAAUUAUCCUGCAUUCGUUGUCGUCAGUCGUUUCAUCAUUCGUGUUUGUCAAAGUCCGGUAUUAGUUCCAGAUUGUACAGUCCCGAUCGACCUUACGUUUGUCAGAGUUGUAUUAAAUGUAAAAGCUGUGGUAGCGAGGGCGUCAAUGUUCACGUUGGUAAUUUACCUCUCUGCUCUAUGUGCUUUAAGUUAAGGCAACAAGGAAAUUAUUGUCCUUUGUGUCAAAGAUGUUACAACGAAAACGAUUUUGACACGAAGAUGAUGGAAUGUAACGAGUGUUCCUGCUGGGUACAUGCCCGUUGUGAAGGCCUUUCUGAUGAGCGUUAUCAGAUACUUAGUUACCUGCCCGAUUCAAUUGAAUUCACGUGCAGUCAGUGCUCUUCCAAUUCGACAUCCUCCAUCUGGAGGAAUGCCAUAGAAGCAGAGCUGAAGGCGGGUUUUAUCAGCGUAAUAAAAGCUCUGAGUAAAAACCGCAAAGUUUGUACCGCUCUGAAAUGGAGCCCCAGGAAGGAAUGCCUGUGCAGGCCACCUGCGAGCGUAAGAAAACUCGAGUUUCCUGAAGACAAGAGCGAAACGAAUACAAAAGAUAAUGAGGAAUUAGAAGAGUGCAAUGGUGAUAAAUUCGUGGAUACUGAUUCGAGUUCGGGUAGCAAUGUCAAGGAUGGUAUAAAUAAGCCCGAUUUAGAGGAACAUUCAGUGGAUGGUCCUGGUAAAAAAGGUUUGCGACGAUUACGACAAAAAUUUCAUCUAAGAGAAUGUUCGGUUAGGGUGAAAAACUGUAUUCCGAAGGACUCUCAAGACAACGAGAGAAAAGACUGGACAAACCAGGACUCGUUAAUUUCUUCGAACGAAAUCACGGAAUGCCACUGUUCCGAACAACAAAUCAUCGCGAGGCCCUCGCCUACUUUAAUGUCUGUGAAACGUAGGGUGAACGGUAACGAGUACAAAUCGCUGUCGCAAUUUCAUUGUGACAUGGAACACGUAAUCAAUCGCGUCGGUUCGAAAGAUCUUAUAGAAAAGUAUCACGAUAUUCUACAAGAGGUCUUUCCAUGGUUUACUCCGAAAAAUUUCAAGAGCAGUGACGACAACGACGAUACGUUAUCGCCUACUAAAGAUGUUGACAAAGACCCCGCUUUGUCGAUAAAGUUUGACGAUUCUAUUUUGGAAGCUUGGAAAGAGGAGGUGAUGAAAGCGCCGAAAGCAAUUGCAGCGAAAACAGCGAAUCUGUAUAAUAUUCACGUCGAAGAUAGCAGGUCAUGUUGCUUGUGCAAGGGUUUGGGCGACGGACAUGAGACGAAAGAGGGCAGACUGCUUUAUUGUGGACAGAACGAAUGGGUACACGCGAAUUGCGCGCUAUGGUCAAAUGAGGUAUUUGAGGAAAUCGACGGCUCAUUGCAGAAUGUUCACAGUGCCAUUUCGAGGGGUCGUUUGAUCCGCUGCUCCGAAUGCGGUAAGAAGGGCGCAAGCGUUGGAUGUUGCGCGAAAAACUGUAGCAGUACCUUUCACUUUCCAUGUGCAAGGAACGUUAGGCUUGCUUUUAAUGAUGACAAAACGGUAUUUUGCGACUCGCAUUCCAACAGCCACACUUGUAAGUCUCUACAAAACGAGAAUGAAUUUAGUUUGAAGCGAUCGGUAUACGUAGAGUUGGAUCGUAAGAAGAAAAAGUUUGCCGAACCCAACAAGGUCAAGCUAAUGAUAGGCUCUUUGAUGGUCGACUGUCUGGGUACCAUCAUUCCGGAAUUCUCUGAUACGGCUGAGAAGAUAAUACCAUGCGAUUACAAAUGCUCCAGGCUUUAUUGGUCCACAGUGAAUCCUUACAAGAUCGUGAGAUAUUAUAUUAGGACUUAUGUGCAGGUAUAUAUGCCGGAUGUCUCAUCCGACAUGGAGAAUAAUAUUACUAUUGAUCACAGCAAAGAGCAGGAAAAGGAAGAAGCGUCGAUAGAUGCGCAGAGAGUCGACUAUUUGGCCAUAAAACAGACUCUAGAUACGCUCAUCGAUAUCGUGUGCAACAAAGAGGUCGAUGAGAAUUUAGUGGAGCAGAACAACACUGAUCUUUUACCACCGGAACUAAAGGAAGCCAUAUUUGAGGAUUUGCCACACGAUCUGUUAGAUGGAAUCUCCAUGCAGGACAUUUUUCCAAAGAUGUCGUACGAGGAUUUUUUAACCAUGGAUUUAAAGAACGACAGUUCUUUCAGUACGGAUUUGUUUAAAGAUGACAUGUUAUCAUCGGAAGUCGAAGAGACGAUAAAGCCGACGGAAAAUAAAAUCUCUAAAAUGGAUUCAUCUUUGCUAGAACUGGGAACACAUAAUGACCUUUGGGUACGGUUGGAUACAAAGACCGCGGUGCAGGAUCUUAUGGAUGACUUGUUUAACUCAAAGAGCCAGAAACGUGGCGGCAGGGAACUGAAAAGGUCCAAAUCUGAAGUGAUGUCAAAUAAUCCCCUGAUCGUCGGUGGUCAGAGGCAUCAUCAACGCUCCUGUAGCCUUACCUGGAGCUGCAAACUAGAUAAUACCUAUGGUUCUAACUUAAAGAGGCGAAAAUUGCCUCGAAAUCCAUCUAGCACCAAGUCCAGCGAGGCCGGCCUGAUUGUUCUUGAUGCGCAAAACGAACGUACGUCGAUGUUUCAUGAAUUGAGGCUCCCGGAGAGUAUUAUGGUCACUGUAGGAAGAGGAAACACGUCUAAUAUACUAUCCGACUCUGUGCGUGAAUUCAAGUAUUGCAUUGAGGAUUCUGCUGGACUGAAUCGCCGCGCGUUACCAGCCAGGGAUGACGCGAAAGAGCACAAGAGACUGCUUUGGCAUCCGAGACAGCAGCAACCGCGAAUAGUGCAAGUCGAUGGAUCGGCUGACGCUAAUAGCGCCAGCGAAUGCAGUUCACCAGAAUACAACACCGAGGAGAAAAACUCGAAUCUUCAAACAUCCAAAUCAUUAUCAAUUCCGCAAUUGGACGGUAUUAAUGACGAGCACUCGUCUGACACAAGUGAGUCGAGCGCGGAGAAAGAACUUUGCCCGUACGCGCGGUCUUCGAAUCUUUUACAUUCGAAACGCAUCUUUGAUUUUAUCAGGUCGCAUGUAUCAAGUAACUGUGAUAAGUCGCAGAAGAUGAAGAAUGGCAGUGGUAAUUCCAUGGCCACACCAAUCGCCAGAUGCAGCUCUGUGCACAAGACGGGAGUUUUGUUCAAAGAGAAGAAUCUCAAGAUGAAUCUGCAGAUCCCGCAGGUGGAUGGCGCAGGCGAUGUAUCGAGCGACGACGAGUGCGUCUCGUCACAGCACUUAAUGACGCAUGAGAGACUGAUUCAUACCUCGUACGAAUCGUCGUCUUUUGAACACAUUGAUGUCACCUGCAAGAGGUGUCGCAGCACAUACCGCACCGAGGAAAGUUACAAUCGUCAUCUGGCUAACUGCGAUACCAUGAUAACUAGCGAUAGCGAUUCAGAAACCAUGGACAACAAGCUCACAUCGCCAGAAUCAGGGUUUUCGCCAAAUAUGCGUUCAGGAUCUCCGCAGUUUAUUACACUUUCGCCGUCCGAGGGUCACACACUGACGACUGAUUAUACGGAUAUCCAGGCGACUUCACCUAUCGAGGCGUCCGUGGCAUCGCCUCACCCAUCCAGUAUCCAAAUCGAACCAAUUGCUCAGGCAAUCAUUACGCCGCAGAUCCAUGCGACACAUGCCACUGUUGAGACCGUACACCAGACAGUAUUAACGUCCAACGAUGUGAUCGUACAGACUCAGUACACCCGCAGGACUACCACCUUGCCGAAUCCAACAGUAUUACCUCCUCAGGAAAGCACGGUGCAGAUAACGGAGAUCACAGACUCGCCGUCCGUCUCCAAUGACUCUAACGUUACCGGACACAGCGUAGUGAACACGCCAAUGAACUCGCCAGAUAGCACGAGUUCGCAGACCGUCCCAAGCCCGGAGAUGUCGCCCAAUUUCUCAACCAUGGUCGUACAGAACGCGCAUGAGCCUGCGCAGACGAAUGCACAGAUCACCCGAGUUUCCUCCAAGUCAACGAAAAAUUUACGAGUGACCAAGCCUAAGACUAAGAACAUCAAGUCGCAGCAGCAGGUUCUGAAAAAUGUGAUGCAAACGCCGCACAAUGCCACGCACAAUGCCAGAUUCCAACCGACGGCGAUGACGAAUGCCGGUCCACCAGUAAUCCAACUACAUCAGACCACCCAGAGACCGCCUACAGUGAUCCUUCAACAAGUGGCGUCGCCAGGCAUCAUGUCUGCUUACGUGGAAGCACUACAGCAGCAAUCCGGUCAAAAUUUACAAUACAUCACGACGAUAGGUGGACAGCACGAAACGGGCUUUAAACCGCAGCUGAUCACCGCAAAUCCUUUGGUACCGGGGACUUACAUACAGACACCGUCACCCGACAAUCUGCUGACGCUGCAGAACGGUGGUAUAUCGAUAUUGCCGAGCGUGCAGAUCGCGCAAACACAGCCUACAGUAUUGGGUACUAUCAUACAGCAACAACCUAGUGCGAUUCAAUGUGGCGUCAUAUCGUCAGAGCAACUGCUGUUGAGCUCCACGCCCACUCUAGAAAUGUUCACCGAUCCAACCGGUGGUAUGUUCGUGUCAAAUCAACCGAUGUACUACGGUCUGGAGACGAUUGUCAGCAAUACCGUGAUGUCAUCUAGCCAGUUCAUGGCAGGCACCGUACCUCAAGUGUUGGCCAGUAGCUACCAAACGACAACACAAGUGUUUCAAGCGUCUAAGCUGAUGGAGCCCAUCGUGGAUGUACAAGCUGUGCCAGGCGUACCUACUGUAACAACGAUGCAAAAUGUAUCGAGUAUACCGAACAUGUCUGGGGUGCCUAACAUAGCAGGCGUGCCUAAUCUAGCGAGUGUGCAGGGCGUGAGUGGCAUGCCCAACGUGCCUGGAGUGCCUUAUGUGGUGGUGAAUCAAUCGGCACCGCCGCUGCCACCAGUACCAGCAACUGCUCCAGCACCGCCACCACCGGCACCAACAAUGGCAUCGGCGUCGAUACCGCCGCCAGCACCGGCAUCGAUACCAACACCCGCACCGAUACCGACACCCGUAUCGAUACCAGCACCAGCAUCAAUACCGGCACCAGCAUCAAUAUCAGCACCAACGCUAAUGGAACCAAUCGCGACAUCGCCACAGAUCAACAUUUCUACCAUGUCCCAGGAACAACAGGUUUACGGUGGCGUCGCGUGUAACGCCGUGUCACCAGUACCAUGUGGUCAAAAUGCUAUGGAACAUCCAAUGGUGUCGAUUCAGGUGGCAGACAUAUGUUCGUCGAACGCGCCGUCGGCGAGUGUGAUGACGCCGACGAAACUAUCACCGUCGAUACCAUUUCCGUCGCCGCCGGCACUGGCACCAGCACCAAUAUCGGCACUGCAGGCACCAGCACCGCUACCGCUACCACCACCACCUCCACCUUCUCAUGUGAUGUCGACAAUACCUCGCGUUGCAGUGAGACCCAGUCCCGUUGCGCAUUCAGUCCAGACAAAUCACGGAGCCACUUGGAAAAUCACCGAACCAUUAUUCGGUGCGGAACAACCCAUAAGUAACAGUGUGCGGCCGUACUUUGACUCGAAACACGUAUCGGAAAACACUAGUAUGAUCAAAUCCAGCAUAUCAUCAUCAAAAAUACCGCCUCUAUCGAAUCAUUAUGUCGCGCAAAGGAAUCUAGUUGUAAAUAGUUGUAAGUUAAGUCAUGAUGUAAAUAGCAUGCAAAAGAGCUACAACGGUACCCCAUUGAAUUCAAACUCUAUUGUAAGUACGAGCGUCAAUAAUAACAACCCGGUUGUCGUCUCCAAUUCCAACUCCGUGCAAAACAAAAUCACCAUGCCUACAAUGAACAAUAUGCCGACUAGCCGACCGAUGAACAGGGUAUUGCCGAUGCAGGCAGUGACGCUCAAGCAGGAUCUGGUAAAGAAAGAUGACUUGGUGAUUGAAGAGCCAAUGAAACCAAUAAUCAAGCCGGCUGAACCGGAAAUUGUGGAAUCGAAAAAGGAAAUCACCGAACAAAUUGAGCAGAUAAAACCUGAAACCACGCUCAACAAUAUCAGUGAUAACAUCAAGCUGAAUACAGAGACUAUAGAAAAGGUAAAGGAGAAUCUCAAACUGGAGCUCGACAAGGAAAAGUUACAAAAUACGUCGUUGAAGAUUGUGCUGCAGAAGCAAUUACAAGAUGGCUCCUACAAGAUCACGCGCAACAUGAAGGCGGUCACCCAAAGCAAAAAGACUCCGCAAGUGACAUCCGUAGAGAUAUUACCAUCGAAGCAAGUGCCUCAGAUCGCGUCGUUACAACUGUUGCCGAUCAAAACGUUCACGCUUAAGGCAAACACGCUCGAGGACAAAAUGAAACCCGUGGAUGCGAAGAUGAACGUAUUCAAAGCAAAGGCACCACCUGUAGCUGUCAAGAAACCCAGAAUAGUAACGAAAUCGAUCAAACCGUUGCGGAACAGUCCACAGCAAAAUCCGCCGCAAAUGCAGAAGAGCUGCUCAAAGGGACCGAUCCUGAUGUACGAAAUAAAAUCACAGGAUGGCUUCACCCACACCGCCUCGUCCAUGUCCGAGGUCUGGGAGACUGUGUACGAGGCGGUGCAGAAAGCACGCAAGGCCCACAAUCUGCCUCCUCUGCCUCAUAACCCCUUGUCCGAAGGUCUUGGCUUGGAAAAUAAUGCGGCCAUUUACCUGAUCGAGCAAUUGCCAGGCGUCAAUAGAUGCAGCACGUAUAAGCCCAAAUUCCAUACUCUGACGCCGCCGAAACCUGAUGAAAUAGAGAACGAGUUGCCGGCGGCGUGCAUCAAUGGAGCAGCACGAGCAAUGCCCUUCAAGGGCAGGAAAGUGCACGAUAUGUUUAGCUGGUUGGCGUCGCAGCACAGGCCACAUCCCAACAUAAUUGCAAUGUCGGAAACGGAAUCUAGGCGAGCCGCGAGUACCAAUUUGCCUAUGGCAAUGCGCUUUAGAAUACUUAAGGAAACAUCAAAAGCAUCUGUUGGUGUAUAUUAUUCCCAUAUUCAUGGUAGAGGACUGUUUUGUUUGAGAGAUAUUGAGCCUGGUGAGAUGGUCAUUGAAUACGCUGGUGAAGUCAUUCGAUCUUCCUUGACUGACAAAAGAGAAAAAUACUAUGACAGCAAGAACAUAGGCUGUUAUAUGUUUAAAAUUGACGAUCAUCUGGUUGUUGAUGCUACUAUGAAAGGGAAUGCAGCUAGAUUUAUCAAUCAUUCGUGCGAGCCAAACUGCUACUCGCGAGUGGUGGACAUUUUAGGUAAGAAACACAUACUGAUUUUUGCUCUUCGUCGCAUCAUUCAAGGGGAGGAGUUAACGUAUGACUACAAAUUCCCAUUCGAAGAUAUCAAGAUCCCAUGUACUUGCGGUUCUCGCAAAUGUCGCAAAUACCUCAACUGAGACUGCGUAUAUACAGCUUAUCCUAAGCAACCGACCGAUGACAAAGAAGUAAAUUAUGUGCUAUAAUUGCGCGCGCUUUCGAAUAGAAUUCGUUUUAUUGAAUGUUAUUCAUUUUACUCAUCAAACUAUUUUCAGAGAUUGCAGCUUUUUAUUACUAUAAAACAACAUAGAUUAUACAUUUUAAAUAUUAGAAGGCCAGACGUAAUACGCGAAACACGGCGAUUACGACGACAGUUACUUUAGACAGCUACGUUCCUGUAGUUGAUUUAACGGGGAGGGGGGCGGGGGGAGUGGGUAUAUGUACACGUAUACCUAUAGCAAUAAACCAUUCGAGUAUGUCCUGCUUUCGUAUCCGACAAAGUCGUGCGUUUUACUAACGCGCUUCAGACUUUUGAAAGUGUUACUUUAUUCACGCCUGUGCUUUCUCGCACGACUUUUAGACUCUAUCUAUUAUCUACUAUUGAGGCUUAAGUGUACAAGUUAUCUUACACUUUACACUAAAUGCGAGUGCUCUUUAGUUCGCAUAAUUUCAUUAUAAAUACAGAUCUCUUAAUGCUUUGAUCGGAUUUGAAAACACUCUUCCCCUUAGACGAGCGUAUUGUAAUGACAAAAAUAAAAAAUGAUACCGAGUACAUUGAGAAUACUAUGAGAAAACCGCGAGUUUUGACGAUAAUCGCAGUUUUUAGAAAACCACUUAUGUUUCUUUUGAAUGUCACAAGAUAAAAGUAACAUAAGCAUGGUGUACAAAUAAUCUUAUCAAGUGCGUGAACAUAAAAUGCGCGAUAACUGUAUAUUUAAACGAUUUAUGUAAAUUUUAAAUUUAGUGUACAGUGUACGACUAACUUUGUGACAUUUCAUGUCUGCUGUAGGGCCAGAUUUCAAAUGUUUUUGUAAAAUAUGUAAUUGUUAGACUAGAUAUAUCGUCUUUGAUGUAAGUACAGCAAACCAGUUUUAACUUAAGUUAGGAAUGUAGGCAUUAAGGAGAGAGAGAUAGAGAAUGGCAAGCGAGAACAGUCUCCUGUAGCAGGAUAUUGUUCGAAGGUAUACCUACUUUGGCAGACAUUGAUACAAUUUUACGUAUUAUUACGUAUUAUUACGGCAUCAUUGACGAGAUAAUUGAUUUUCAAAAUCAAGCUAUUUAUUUAUAUUUGUGAAAAUGAAUAAUACGAAUUUGAUAUAAUUUGCCUUUUUCCCCUUUUUGUACAUUUUUUUUAGAUGUCGCAUCUAUAUUUGUGCUUCCAUCUUGCCAAGAUCAUAUUUACAUCGAGUUUAUUGUCCGAAUUUUAUUAUCUGAAUGACAUAUGAGAUAUAACAUUUUGUUUGACAACUAUUUAAAAACACUAACAGUUUUUAAAAUAAUAUCUAUUUAAAAAUUUCUAUCGCGAAAAAUCAGUUUGUUCGUUUAACCCGGUGAAGAUUUAUGCAUUGUUUGAGAUAAACGUCUCCGGGUACGUCCCCGGCAAACGUUUGUGAUAUUUUCCCAUAAUGGGAAAGAUAUAUUAGAGAUGCUUUUAUAGGAAUAUAUAUUUUACAUUUUAACGGAUAUAUAUACAUAUAUACAUAUAUAUCAUGUAUUCCGUACCAAUACCCUUCUGUGAAGUCCAGUUUUGCCUUACUUUUACAUGUACCUACGCUUUCACCCGGUGAUAGAUUUAGAUAUAUAUUUACGCAAAUGAUAUUUUAUAUUUGGAACUAACACAACCGCAACGGCGCGGCACAACGCCCGCCCAUACAACUACGACAACGUAUUUUAGCGCGAUUAAUCAAUUUCUGCCGAGGUGGUAGUCCCUUAAAUUUUGGUGCUCCAUGGACACCGUUAAGUGCACUUUUCAUGAAAAAAUGGCCUAGAGUAAGAGAUAGUAAAGUUGCAGUGCGGAAGUGUUUGAUAAUAAUAAGAAAUGCGUUAUACGAAGAAUAUUGAUCGUGAAUUAUUUAAAGAGGUAAUAUAAAGAGGUGAAAUGGUGGCAGGAGCGCAUUAUUUGAGCACGCGAAUAAUGUCAAGACGUGCUGCGAUUUUAAUCGGCCUGGUUUGGUACAAAGCGCGUACGCUGAGUUGUAAAAAGUUAUAAAAACGAGGGAAACUUGUUCUGGUCACGUGAAAUUGCCAUUUUUUAGAUAUUUUGUGAAUCUUUUUUUUUUUUAAAUAUUAUAAUUAUGGAUAAUUAAUAAUUAUUAUAUUCGAGGAUGAAUAUUGUUAAUAUAAUGAUAAUUAAUUUUAAUCUGUACAUGGAAAAUAAUACGACUAGUAAGGAUGGUAACUUACUUGAAAAUAUAACAAUGUUAGAUAUUUUAUUGAUAUUUAUUGAUUAUGAAUGAGAUGGUAUUAGGGUUGACGAAAAAAUAUUAACGUAAAGUGAACGAUUUAGGACCGGUGCACAUAUAUGGUAGUCGCAUUGAUUGACGCGGAUACAAGGAUCAGAUCCUUUCUUUUUUUCUAGCAAACAAGUAGGCAAGCAUGUAUCUUUAAUUCAAUUACAGCCUCCUGAUCAUUACGCUACGGAUGUCAGAAUUAUAUAAUUUAAAUUUUACAAAAUGUAUACUCUAUAGGCAUGCAUACCAUGUAAUCCGAUUUUUACAUUGCUAUAUAUUAUGAUUAUAAGCUAUAGGCUAUUUACCAUCAUUUGAUUUCAUUUCUACACUCACGAAUAGAUUUUAAAUUCUCAAUACAUUGUUUUCUUUUUUUUUUUUCGCAUUAUUUGUAUCAUUGACGACUUCUGUAAAGUACCCAUACGAGUACUUCGGCAAAAAAGUAUGGAACUGUUUGAGCGUGUAUUUGUAGCGGGACAUGAAAAGUGUGAGAAGAGAGAGAGAGAGAUUUUUACUUGUCUCCUGAUAAUCUUUGCCUGAUGAAUAUAGACAAAUAUCUAUCGGGUGCUUUCUGGAACAUACUCUGUGUCUUUUUCGACUCUUUAAACUGCGUGAAAAGGGCGUAUGACCCUCCUUAGUAUUACGCAUAUAGCUUUCAUUAUUAUUAUUAUUAUUAUUAUUAUCGCUAUUAAUUAUAAUCUAUACACACAUAAAAAAGGAGAAAGAGAAAACAUAAUACAUCACUACUCAAGUCACUCGUAUAUUUGGGCACAUUAAGCACCGUUUGUUUACUAUACCCAUCAGCACCUUUCAAAAAUAACGCUGCGUGUAAAAAGAACGACGAACAUCCAAAGUACGGUACGAUGAAUAAACGUGUAGUCUAACAAUUAAAGGAAAAAUGAUACUAAUGUAUAGAUGUAAUAAGUAGAUUGUUUCUCUCCGACUUUUACGCGUGUUUUAUCUCUCGACAAGCGGACUCGCUCUGAACGACGAUUCAAGCGGACGUAGCGUUUAAAAUUGCGAGUGAUUAAAUUAUUUCGCGGAAACGAUGAGCAUGCGAUACAUAUUAUCGUACUAUCGCGACACGACACGGUUUCGGUACAUCGUCACGCUACGUGCGAUCUCAACCGGAAAUUUCGUCUUUUUCAUCGCGCUAUUUAGAUAUCUUUUUUCGAGAUAAAAGGAUAAAGGAUAAGCUGAGAAAAUUAAAAUAUUCUUACGAUUUAAGAAAUUAGAAGAGAAAGGGGAGAAAAAUUGAAAUAUAAAACGCUUCUUAAGACGUGUAUAAAACUACUAUUCUAAUGUUUAAACAGAGUGUAGAAUUUUGAAAUAUUAUACUUGUUUAAAAGAAAAGUGAGAAGGAAGAUAAAUAACAAUUACUGAUAAACUUCGACGGUAUGAAAGGGAAAAAGAAAAAUUGAAAAAAUUGUCUGUGAUUAUCAGUCAUAAUAAUCUUUAGGUCGACAUAUUUUUUAGAGAAUAUUUUUUAGGAAAUUACAAAAUUUAUGAUAUAUCCCUAUUAUUGAUAUGAUAUUGGAUCAGACACGCGCUAUACGCAUAAUAAUAUUAAAAGUGAAAUUGAGUGAAAAAAAAGAAAGAAUGAUGAACUGUAAAAGUUGCAAACUGUUUAAAUAGAGUUACAAAUAGUUGAGAUUCGAUGGCUGUUGUAAAAUAUUCAGUGUUUGGACAAAUAAUUAUUAAAAAAAAACUAUUUAUAACUAAUAUCGAACGUACGGUAAUAUUAUUAUAUCGCAUAUUACAGUAGCGUUUUUAUCCCUUCUUGCGUUUACAUAUUUAUGACAGACAUAGGUUGUAGAAAGAAAGAGAAUUUCGGUAAAUGAAGCCCGACCGAGCAAAACUGGUGAUUAAAUGAAUGCGAUUAAUUAAACGAACAAAAUUGAGAAAACCAAUGGGCGGAAAGGGGGAAAGGGGACAACGAUGGGAGGAACAGGGGGCAUUUGCCACACGUUUUUUGCGUGUAAAUUGUCGUUAUCAAUCCAUCUACUUAUCGUAGAGAACUUAUGAAGUUUAAUCGUAAUAUCUACAUUAACCA